Molecule: messenger RNA, 468 nt
Organism: Octopus sinensis (East Asian common octopus)
Lineage: Eukaryota; Metazoa; Mollusca; Cephalopoda; Octopoda; Octopodidae
Exons: 1
Coding region: 1-468 (155 amino acids)
Biological process (GO): DNA integration
Molecular function (GO): nucleic acid binding
Source: RefSeq, a predicted model, not a curated record
AUGGAUGCUCUAUGUACGAAAUAUGGUAUAAAACAUGUACGUGGGAGGCCUCGUGCUCCUUGGGUACAAGGGCAAGUCGAAAGGAAUAAUGAUUUAAAAUCGAUUUUGAUUAAUCAAAGCAUAAAACGCUGGAUAUCGUCGGCAAGUUCUUCUCAAAAUUGUUUUGGACGAUAUCGCGAAUGCAUAAAGGACAUCGUGUAUGAUUACAAUAACAGCAUUCAUUCUUCGACAAAAAAAAUCCCUUUUUAUAUAUUCAUGGGUGUUGAAAAUCCUGGAAGGAUUGAUGAAGGGGGAAUGGAGCAACUUUUAGCCUAUGAUUCAACUGGAUUAUCAGAGGCACGAGAAAGUGCAUUAGAAAACUUAAUUAUUGCUGGCGAAAAAAUGAUUGAAAAAAGAAAAUGGAGAUACGACGAAGAAAAUAUCAAUGUCGGAACGACUGUGCUUUUAAGGUCUCAAGCGUCAAAUUAA